Messenger RNA from Armigeres subalbatus, 3733 nucleotides. RefSeq lists its product as uncharacterized. The transcript has 3 exons. The record is from RefSeq and is a predicted model, not a curated record. NCBI's taxonomy places the organism in Eukaryota, Metazoa, Arthropoda, Insecta, Diptera, Culicidae. Bases 1692 to 2357 code for a protein of 221 amino acids.
AAAGCUGUCUCAUUAGUGCGCGCGCAGUUGUCGAAGCUGGACGCUUUUGCAGGAGCAUCCAAAAGAACUGAAACGCAGGAACAAAUCUGCAGCACUGCUUGGAGGAGUGUAGUUGCAGCUUAUCCAGAGUACGACUGAGGAUUAGUGCAGUGUUAGAGGUGGAGCCGAGCGCGCUUAGUGAACUGCGCACUGCAAACAGCGUCUACAGCUAUAAAGCGCAGAAAGGGAACGAAAUGGUAGAAUAGAUUGUAGUAAGCGCGUCAGCCCGAGAUAAAUAGUGCGUUUAGUAGUUUAGUGAACCGCGCUUGGCAGCCUGAGAGGACUCCGACUCUGUGCUUUAUUGUGGAGUUUAAGUGAAAAAUUGUCGAACCGAAACGACGUUAAAUAAAGCAAAAAAAAACAGCGGCUGCGGCGAGAGAAGCAGGAAAAUAAUACACGAACAGUACUUUGGAAGCGACUUUUAGCGUGGGGAACGGCACAAAAGAAGUUAUAAGUCGGUGUGUGCUUGCUCUCGUGGAAAGAAACCGGUGUGGAACGAUUAUCUCGGACUUGGUUCACUAAGUUUCUGUCGUCCGAUGCCGGCCAGUAAAUGCUGGAAGAAGAAGCAAAAAGUGCAAAUACUGAACUGCUGCAUACCAAAGAUCGAAACCCGUCAAGAAUCGGUUGAGAAGCUGUGAAACGAGAGAUCCAAACUGUGUAUAGACAGUGGACUGUUAGAUAUAAGAAUUUAAAUCCAUGAAACAACUUCUAUGAUAUUUAUUUCAACAUUGAGAAUUGUGAUUUCAGACGAAUGCUUAUAAACUUAUACACCAACUAAAUCGUACUAUUAAAUUAAGUUUUGCACUAAAUGAAAACAAAGCUAAUACACAAUAAUCCGUCCCUGCAAAAUAAAACGAUUCAACCCAACAAGAGUAUUUCAUUAGCGUAAGAGUGCACCAUCAGAUCAAAUUGCAAACCUUUAAUUUUAAAUAACAAAAACCACGAGUACGAUAAUACGUUAAACGCAUUUCAAUCGUCAAUAAUUGGACUUAAAGAGCAACAAUCACCGAUUCCAAUCAAGAUUCCAAUUUUCCAAUUUGGAUCACUAAUCGAGUGAGAGGAAACCGAGAAAAAAACAAAUCAAACAAAAAACUCUUCCACUUACCGCUGUCGACGUUCGAUAAAGUGGAAAAUUACGGAAAAAUUGGGCAUUCAAAUCACCCCGGUUGAAACCAGAAGAAUCCAGAAGCAAUCGUGAUACGCUUUAUAAUAGAUUUUGCCUAUUUCUUCACAUCGCCUCAAAUCUAUCGCUACGCCAAGACUGAGCAACAGAGAGAUCUUCGAAAGCAACAGCCUACUUGAUUUACAUUUCACAAUUAAUCAUAUGCCUACUACGUUAAGCUUAGCAUCCGGUGACAGAAAUAAUCGCACCACAAAACAUAUUUGCAACAAGAGAUAUUCAUCGUCUAAUCUUAAGAACAUUCACAUCUUAACGAUACUCCUGAUCGAGCAAUACUGUACUUCGUAAUUAUAUCGCUAAGUUAGAAACAUAAGCGCACUGCAAUCGUACUCUACACGGCAACGGCAAUCACCUUAACAAGGAGCGACAAGGCUGUCAACUCAACCAAAUAUUAAGUUAUCAGUAAGCUAAGGAACCCAAAUCCAUCCAUCCGCCCCUUCCGUCCAUCGUGACACACAAACAAUCCGAAAAUAUGUUACCAAGCAAUCAACACCAGCAGCAGCAUCCCUCGUCCCAGCAGCAGCAGCAACAGUCGGCCGUUUCCCAGGCCGAACAGCAGCACCUGCUCAACGCGGUCGGCAUGAGCGCCGCCUACACCGCCACAUCGACCAGCUACAGCAUGAGCUACCCGGUUGUGCCCGGGCACCAUCUCAACGAAAACAACAACCUGGUGAUGCACCCGUCGUACGGCAAACCGGCGGCCCACGUGGCGCACCAGCUUCCACCGGCAUCGCUCAUCACGCUCCAGCCGGUCACCCUGGACGGUCACCAUCCGUCCCUGCACCAUGUGUCCGGACUGGGACAGCCAACGCACACGAUCACAUCGCUGUCCCAGUCGGGACUAGGCCAGCAGAUGAUGCCUUCGUUGGCGCACGCUUCCCAGCAACCGCCCGGUUCGCAGAUGUCCGGCGGAAUGCCGGGUCACUCGUCAUCCUCGAUUAGCGACCCGAACGGUAACGACGAUGGUAGGUCUAUCCGGUUUUCGCUGUUGCGGGUGCAAUUUGGAUAUGGUUUUGCGGAGGGCGUAAGUGCGAGCGAACUCAUUCUCAUUACAGCAGGUGUCAAGACCGUAGGCGAUGGGGUUAACGUGUUCAACAGAAGUCCUGUUCCACCCGGUAGAACUCGGUUUUUGAUAUGAAGCAACAAAGAAGAGAAAGAGAGAGGGAUGUGUCAGAAUGUUGUUUUCAGAAUCCCGGUUUAGAGGAUAGUUUGAAAUUUCUGAAUACUUGAUUUCAGAUUUCAAUUGACCGAAAACUUAACCGCCCAUAAUAAUGAAUGCCCACAUAUAUUUAAAUUUCGUUUUCUGUGUCACUAUUCAGUACAAUAGCAUUUCGUAGCAUCAGAGAAACUCAAAUGACGAUCCAACAUAAAUCAAUACAAUGUUAAGACCCGGAAAUCUCGAACAAUAAUCUGAAAACAAUAUCGCUGUUCAGAAAUUUCUUUGACUAGAAGAGGAUUAGUUUCACCGGCAAGCGGAAACCUGCACUGGGCACUAACAAAAUUUGUAUAUAGCGUGCUAACAAGCGUCCGGCAGGUUCCCAUUGUUCGUAAAAAAGAUCCUCCUUGGAAGUCCAAAUCCCCGUAUUUCGUUUCGCUCGAACGACGACGAAACGCAGUGUCGGGGAUUAUCUUUCGCAUAUCUUUCCAUCUUCUCCGAUCCUUCUUUUGUUGUUUUCGGUCCAGAACUGUCGGAUCUGCGAUCUUCGCAAACGGGUGGAACGAGGCAAUUAGCAUCAACGCAUGGCAUCCCGCCACCAUCGGCCGAGUGAAGCCGGAGCACAACCUGAGUCUCUCUAUCAACCAUUAAUCGACUAACUUGGCAUGAGAGAAGGCAACCGUCGCAUCGCAUGAACGGAGGGGGCCCCGACUUAUCGACUAAACCUUCUUAUGGACUGACACAAAUACAACACACUUCAUAACUAACCGACUAAUCCGGGCGGGUUGCUCAUCCGCCCGCCCACCAGCAAAGGUACCCUCCAUCAGGUAAAUCAGGUAACCGAGAGGCCUGCGUAUCGUCAUCAUAAUCGUUAUCGAAAACGACCAAUAAAACACAAAACGGACCGAAAGGUCAAUCGCUUCAUUUGGGAUUAACGUUUUUCCUAGCAUGGCAAGGAAGAACCGUUGCGUUGAGGCAUCGCGCGCGCCCGCGCGAUCGAUCCGUUUUCUCGAUCGCUCGAGGGUCAAAUUAGAAGCCCCAGCGCGUCCGCGUAAUAACUUGGUAAUAUUGGCAAACAACAAACCACUUUUCACUCCGCCGACCGACCGGCCGGCCGUGCUGCUGUUGUGUUUGUGCGGUCUACUUUCUAGACCUUCAUCAGACGGCGGACCUCUUCACUCAAUCCUGAAGAAAAGGCAGCUAGAAUUCGCAGAAACGCCCGUUCGAUUUGCGCAACCCGUAUGGGGAUGACGCCUUAAGGGCAGGAACAGGGGGUAUCAUGGUAUGGUACUUCUGCGAACUGCCGGCCGUGCAAAAUUUGGACCCCGAGGCGGUCGGAGAAUGUUCGCGCUCGAUUU